AUGAUCCUUAUCAUGUUUUUGUGUGUGUGUGUGUGUGUGUGUUCAGUGUCCUUAACAGACGGGUGUCAGUGUUCAGUGGUGAGUCAGAGUGAGAAGAUGCAGCUUCUGCUGCUGGUUUGUCUUUUGGCGUAUGGAUCAUGGGGAGUUCCAGACAAGCUGGUUGUCACUCAGACUCCUGCCGUCUCUGUGACGGAGUGGGGGGCAGCAAACAUCUCCUGCUGCUGGACGGGGACCUUUGACAGACUCUCAGUGAUCUGGCUGAAAAAUGAAACGCAGUUCGAUUCAGAGAUUGUGCUCUCGAAACCCGAUGUCCAUUGUACAGUGUUGUCCUUCAGGAAGAUCACUAGGAAGCAGUCAGGGACAUACAUCUGCAGCGUGACCCUGGUUAUUCCAUUUUAUGAGAAGGCUGAAGGAAACGGUACGGUCGUCACGGUCUUGGCCAGAGAGGACCCAGAAGACAGCAGAGAUGCUGACUCAGACAGAAGUGGUGAAAUCCCAGAGAGCAGAGGAAAGACUGAUGACUCGUCAGCUGCUGGCAGAGGGAAACGCAUCGUACUGCAAAAAAACAGAAAGGGCACUGAUGACGUGCCCUACGAGAAAACAGCUGCUGGUGAUCCAAGGGAGGACGUGUUGACUUUCAUCAUGAGGUCUCUGCCCAUCCUCGCCCUCUUCCUUACCUUCAUCUACCUCUACUGUUCAUGGAGCAAAGCUCAGUCACACACGCCAGCUGCUCCAGAAAAUGAGCCCACUUCAGGACAAACAUCAGAUCAAGACCAAGAAGAAGAGGAAAGUGCUGCGAUAUCGAAUGUGAAGGGAAAAGAAGAGAACACGAUAUCAGAGGACUGACAGAAAGGCAAACGGUCCUUAUAACCGCCGUUAGCUACUGACUGGACUGAAAUGACAGAAGCAGCACAUCUGAAGGCCCGUUUUGAACUCACCUGCCAAGAUCAUAAGCUAAGAGACAGACUCACCUGAAGACACGUGUGUGUCAAUAAAUGUACAGCAUGGAAGCUCACACGAUGCCUGUUGUGGUUUCUCACUGAUGAAAUGGGACAAAAACGCAAACAUUUUAAAUCACUAGCUGAGUAAUCACAUGUGGGCUGAAGGAUUUCUAAACUCUGCUUGUAAACCACCAGAGUUUAAAAAUCCUUCAGCCCUGCUUAUAAUGUGCUGAUAGAUAUUCAUACAUAAUCGCUAAUUACUAUUGCCGUUACUAUUACUAACUAUUAAACAUUACUUUGGUUACUAUCUUUUUAAAACUCCAUUCAGAGAAGGUUCUGACACUAACCUGUCCCACCCUGCCAGCGCUGCUUUGAGUGUGCUACAGCUGGCUGACUAGCAUGUGGUCACAGUGAAGGAUAAAUGACAACAAUGUGUGACAACAAUGAGCUGGUUUGAAGAGUUAGACCUGCUCCAGGAGGUUUAUGUGCUCCUCUUUGCUGGAGCUUUUAGGAUACGAGGUUGCAUCAUGUCUCUGAACAUCCUUAUUAUUAAAAUACCACCUUCCACUUCACUGUGGAGCCAUCUGACAGCUGUGAAGGAGGAGCAGAUAUUGCGGCUUUAAACACUUCCGCUAUUAGAAACAGAGAGAAAAGAUGCUUGUGUGAAGCCUGAGUUUGAGGCGUGAGGGCUGCGCAGUGUACAGAUGUGAGUCAGUGUAGAAGGAUGAAGCCUCUGACUGGGCUGCUGCUCCUCUCUGUCUGUGGCCUCUCGUCCUGGAGUAAGUACAAACACCUCAUUCCAACGACUAAAUAUUCAUGUGCAGCGUGAAUGAAGAAGUAACAUAUUAUUACAUUUAUUUGCAGGUCUUUCAUCAGGACAGCAUCGUUUCACUCCUCAUUAUUCUGUGAUGGAGGGAGACACAGUCAACAUCAGCUGCUGCGUGAUGAAAAAAAGUUUACGUCCUGUAAUAAGGGCGAGAGCAACCUGGUUAAAAAAUGACAUAGAGAUUAAGGGCAAGAUGAAUCUGUCUGUGAACAUGAAGUCUAGUAACUGUUUGACAUUAACCUUAUCAAACAUCACAAGAGAAGAUUCAGGAAGAUACGACUGCAAAGUUACUGUGGAGAUACCAUUUUACAAAGUAUUCUAUGGAAAUGGAACAGUCGUCACUGUUACAUUCACUGAGGACGCGUCAGGAGAUGACACACUUAAUGUUGCAUAGAGCAGGAACCUUAUGUGCCCUACACAUUCACCGUGGUAGAAGAAAACACUGUCAUGUGGAUGAUGGCCCGAGACACUUAACAACAACGGAUCGUCGCAAUUGUGUGUCACUGCAGCGAUAUAUUGUACAGUCACAUUAAAGUGCUCUCAUGUAUCUCGUCCAUUUGGUUCAUUUGUCCAUUUGUGUUUGCACCAUAUCCGUGUCAUUGCCCUUUUGCCAACCACAAUUUCCUUUAGAUAUUCAUCUUCUCUUGGCGUUCUUCCAUGUCCAAAGUUAAAGAAAUAGAAUUGUAUCACAUCAGCUGACCCACUGUAAAUAGUUUCUCAAUUUCCUUAAUUAUAUUUCUACCAAAAUUAUUUUUUUUUGGGGGGGGUCAGCUUCAGAACACAUGGCUAUGAUCGUGUCAGGGUUAUGCUGAUAAUGGUGGUUUAACUGAUGACAGUCUUAUUAGCUUAUUAGCAAUUGUAGUCAAGGCAAGCAGGUUCAUACACAGGUGAGCUCGAGCUCGAGCUCAAAUCCGGGGGACAGGCAGGGUUCGUCAUUCUAGGUUCAAGGUUCAAAUCAUUCUGUAGCUGAGUAAUCACACUCUGCAUGUAAACCACCAGACUGGUUAUAAUGUGCUGAUAGAUAUUCAUACAUAAUCACUUAGUAUUAAACAUUACGUUGGUUACUAUCUUUUUAAAAUUCCAUUUAGAGAAUGUCUUGACGCUAACCUGUCCCACCCUGCCAGCGCUGCUUUCAGGGUGCUACAGCUGGCUGACUAGCAUGUGGUCACAGUGAAGGAUAAAUGACAACAAUGUGUUUGCUGCUUCAGGAUGUGAAGAGCUGGUUUGAAGAGUUAGAACUGCACCAAAUCAGCCAGAUGUUAAAAAAGCUUUUUCAGGAGGUUUACGUGGUCCUCUUUGCUGGAGCUUUUAGGAUACGAGGUUGCGUCACGUCUCUGAACAUUAUUAAUAUUAAAAUAUGGAUUCAAAUUAGGGUUACAUUACAUUUGUGCGUGCGUUUAUUAAAAUGACACCUUCCACUUCACUGUGGUGACAUCAAAGGAGCAGAUAUUGCGGCUUUAAACACUUCCGCUAUUAGAAACAGAGAGAAAAGACGUUUGUGUGAAGCCUGAGUUUGAGGCGUGAGGGCUGCGCAUUGUACAGAUGUGAGUCAGUGUAGAAGGAUGAAGCCUCUGACUGGGCUGCUGCUCCUCUCUGUCUGUGGCCUCUCGUCCUGGAGUAAGUACAAACACCUCAUUCCAACUACUAAAUAUUCACGUGCAGCGUGAAUGAAGAAGUCACAUAUUAUUACAUUUAUUUGCAGGUGUUUCAUCAGGACCACAUCGUUCUGUGAUUAAGGGAGACACAGUCAACAUCAGCUGCUGCUUGAUGAAGGAAAGUUUACAUCCUGUAAGCAAGGCGAGAGUAAACUGGUUGAAAAAUGACAUAGAGAUUAAGGGCAAGAUGAAUCUGUCUGUGAACAUUGAGCCUAGUAACUGUUUGACAUUAACCUUAUCAAACGUCACAAGAGAAGAUUCAGGAAGAUACGGCUGCAAAGUAACUGUGGAAAUACCAUUUUACGAAGUAUUCUAUGGAAAUGGAACAGUCAUCACUGUUACAGACAUAAAGAAUACACCAGUAGAAGGUGUCACAGAUGAUCCACAGGAGGACGUGUUGACUCACAUCAUGAGGUGUCUGCCUGUCCUCGCCCUCUUCAUUAUCUUCAUCUACCUCUACCGUUCACGGAGCAAAGCUCAGUCACACACACCAGCUGGUCCUGGACACAAAACGCCUUCAGAUCAGCAAGAAAAUGAUGAAGGAGAAGAAGAACACGCUAUCUCAUAGCAGAUCAUCACUGAUGCCUCCUCACAUUCUGACUGCACUGCUGCAAUGUGCCAAAUCACCGUUCUUGAUGUUAACUAGAAUGAAAACCUAUGACUGUGGUUUAGCACAGAAAUAAAUGUGACGAUGCUCUCAUCAGAUUAGUGUCAGCGUACAGAGGUGAAGCUGCGUCCUCUGAGCGUGUCUGUUCAGUUUUUGAGGCACUGGUCAUAUUAGCUUUGGUCUCUUAUCCCACUUUUUUAACAAAUACAAUUAAAUCAAUACUGAUGCUG
Molecule: messenger RNA, 4259 nt
Organism: Betta splendens (Siamese fighting fish)
Lineage: Eukaryota; Metazoa; Chordata; Actinopteri; Anabantiformes; Osphronemidae
Exons: 9
Coding region: 1-846 (281 amino acids)
Source: RefSeq, a predicted model, not a curated record